AUGCCAAUCCACGUAUUUCUGGCUGCUUUGACAGCGGUCGCCGCUGUGAGAGGUGCAAAACAGGCAUCUUCCAAUGGAGCAACUCCAGGCUAUAAAUCAUGCGAUGAUGAGCGCGCAGUCUGUGAAGGCGCGUCCAGCUUGGUGUCCCUGAACUGGGGAAUGUUCGGAAGGCGUGACCAUCACGUCACUUCCUCACCUAGCUCCUCGACGACCUCGGUGGCUACCCUUGCUCCCACCUCUGCUCCUACCACACAAUCAAUACACUUGACGACCAGUUUUCAAGUUAUUGCAGAACAGAUGUCCAAGGCCAAGUGGGACAAAAUGUCAUGGGGUCCGCCCGAUGCAAACGGCAAGCGUGCCACUUUCGCACUAGGCGGCGCCAUGAUCAACGGCCUGCUGUACAUUGCGGCUUUUGUCCAGGGGUCGGUGGAUGGUCAGGACAACUGGGUCGACUUCGCAAAGGGCAUAGGCACCUGCCUCGGGCAGGCGGCCAUGGAAAUUCCUGAUGUCGGUCCUUUUCUGAGCCUUGCGAUCACCUUCGGUUUGUCCCUCUUUGGAGGCUCUUCCAACGUUAUGCAAGCGGCUUUUGAAAAGCUGUACGAGACCAUCAUGAAGAAUGUGCGAAAGCUCAUCACAAUGCAAGAGGUGAAAGAAGCCAUGCAAACCACUGAAGACAGACUGGGCAAUCUGAUGAAGCUGCUGUACAACAUACCAAUAGACAUCGGACAGAUUGCUGGCGUCCCAGGCACAGAAGCAGAUAAGGAAAACCAGUACUGGCAUGCCUUGAAUCUCAAGCUUCAGUUCUUCGAGGGCUCGAAUGCCCAAAUCUUUGGAGCUCAGGUGGGCUGUGUCGGGUCAGACGGCACGACGCCCCUGCAGCCCAGUGAUCAGAUUCAGACUACGGAUAUUUCGAAGCUCACCGAGUGCCAACAGUACUGGGCCCAUGGUGCUUUCCUGCCUCAGCUCCAUUUCGUGAUGAUGCAUCUGCACCUCAGGGCCCAAAUGGCCUUCCUGGCUUCGGAUGCAGCGGCGAAAAGGCAACAGCUGCAACGGCUACGCGAAGUGGCUGGAGUGUAUGUUCCACUGCUAAAGGAUUCGUAUAAUGGCUUGCUCAUUUGGACAGAAGGGGACGUUGGGCAAUGUCAUUGGAAGUACCCUGCAAACUGGUCGGAGGUUUGUCCGCAAUUCAAUCCGAACACAGGGCAGUGGUGCCAAGGGCCGUUCGAUGACCUAUAUUUUCCGCCUGCGAUGUUUCAAGCUAAUCCAGAUGUAAGCUGCCUCACAGGUUGCAAGAGCUUCAGGGAAUCUGAACACCCUUAUUCCAACGCCGAAAACUUCUGCUCGGUACAACAGCAAGGUCGGGGUGCUGCGACGCUGGGUCCCUGGGAUCUCUGCAGCGAAAAAGAUAUUGGGUUGGCCACACGCAUCAAGACCGCAGAGCUCAAAGCAAUGUUCCACCCAAUUCUUGAGAAGUUGGAGAAGUUCGCAGAGAACAAACUUGGAUACACUUCGUCCGAACUUCUGGACUGGAUCCAGAAUCAUGCGCAGGCACCCGUGUCUACGCCAGCCGGUGAGGCCGGAAACUUCUGCGAGAAGUUCUGUUUUUCAAUCCAUGACACCAUGACCGAGGCGAAGGGCAAGAGUUUGGAUCAGGCAAGGGUUUUGUAUGACAAGCUCCAUUGCUCAGAAACCUGCUUGAAAGCGAGUGCGCCAGUGGACACGAGGUGCAGUUGCAGAACGGACGCAUGCCCAAUCAUUCUUGCUAACUUUAGCAGGUCUUUAAACGAAUCUUUCGAUGCCGGGGACUGGUGGCAGACGUUCUUCUUCCCAACGAUCGAGGAACCGGGGUGGGCUCAAACCUGCAACCAGUCUUGCAAUGCGUUCCCGCAGCAGAUAGUUCCGUCGCCCUGA
Messenger RNA from Symbiodinium sp. CCMP2592, 1911 nucleotides. The record is from the annotation of a GenBank genome assembly. NCBI's taxonomy places the organism in Eukaryota, Dinophyceae, Suessiales, Symbiodiniaceae.